UUAUUAUAAUAUUCAGUUUAUAUUCAGUACUUUUGUGAACUAUAAUGCACAAAUACGUAUGAAGAGCUUACCCAUCUGUCUCUACAAUGAUCGUGCUGGAGUUAGUCGCUUUUUGUGACACCCUCCGAUAUGACUAAAUUACGCACACCAAGUACUCCGGACCUCGGUAGAAUAAUUUGUUUUAGCUGUAUAUAUAUCGUCGAUCGUUAAUACUAACAAUGCAUUGGGGUAAGAUUUUGCAUAUAUUGAUUGCACAUAAUAUCAAGUAUAUCUUUAAAAAAUCAAAUUUUUUCUACUAAAAAGAUAAGUUAAAUUAUGUAAACUUUGUUUAGUCUUCUCAUAAUAUAUAAAUUUUUUAUCAAAAAUACCAGUUUCAAUUUAAAAUUAUCUUAAAUUGGAUAAAUCGAAAACAUGUCACGAAUAUCUUAAUUUAGAGUUCUUUUUAUAGAACUAAAUUCUAAUUGCAUUAACACUAUAAUUAGAAUACAAGUAAAUGUAAUAAUACUAAUAGUUCACGGUGCUGCGACUUUUGGGAUCAGAUUUCAAUUUGGAAAAAAAAUAAAUAAAAGAACAACGUUUUUAGCUGUACUGUACUUGUGCCAAAAUACCUUUUCAGUCUAACCGUGAACUUGUUCAAUAAUGUAAAAAAAAUACGCAAGAAAACUUUAAAAUCAGGUCAAUGUGUCUUGAAUUCACAAUAUGAAAUAGCUUUUUUAAUAAAUAAAAAAUGAAUUUGGAAGGAAUAUAAUAAAAAUAUAAUUUAACAGUAUGUUUAGAAAUAUAGUGCAGGAUAUUAUAUCUCUAAGCUGACUUGAUAUUGUGAUUUUAUGUUUAAUUAUAAAAAAGAAAUAAGACUUCUAUCAGUGUAUGUAACCUGCGGUGUAAAAAAGCAAUCCAAUCAAAAACGUUCGGUAGAUAAUAGGGGCUUUCCCUGCAAUCUACUGAUUGAAUGUUGAAUUGAUAAAAUAACAAACUAAAAGGACAUAAAAUGGAUUAAUCAAACAAUCUAAAGGGUGGAUGCCAUCAAAAUAUUCAUUUAAUGCGAGAUGGGUUUCAUUCGAAUGACAGAUCUUUAACAAAAAUGAACACAGGAAAAAAGAUGUAUUACUUGCGGAUUCAAGUCUUACUGGUCGACGGCGGGGCAAUGGUUCUCAGAAAAAGCUUUGACGAGAAAGCAUCUCCUUUGGCAGCAUGUCUGAAGCAACACCAGGGAACAUUAGCGUUUCUUUCAAAGAGAAACAUCAUCAACAAACAACAAUAUUUGUUGAUCUCAUCCAAUGCCCCAACAUCAGCAAGUUUUGAUAUUUCCUUACUAUCUUGUUUACUAAGGAAUAUUUGUGGGUUGCAAAAAAGCAACGAUCCAUGCUGGUCAGCACCGCCAGCACCGACUGAUACCUCCAUUGAAGCAGACCUAGUGCGUUUCAAGGCAUAUCGUAAUGAGUUUGCUCAUACAUCUUCAACAUCUACAUUAACAGAAAACGACUUCAACACGAAAUGGACAGACAUAGUGCAGGUUCUGAUAAGGCUAAAUUCUCAUCUUCAAAACGGUAUACCAAAUCUUCAAUUAGAACUAGACAAUAUGAAAACAGCCCCACUUGAUGAGGAAGCCGAUAAACGCUACCAGCAAGAGAUAGAUCAAUGGCAUCAGAUGGACAGUGCACAAACUAGAGAUAUAGAGAUAAUAUCAAACGAAAUAAAAGAUCUUAAUACAAACAUUGAGACCCUAUCCUUAGAGAACAGGCAACAACGGGUAGAAAUGUCGGAUAAACAUGAUGAAGUUUUAAAGCAUGUUAAAAGUAUUCCCAAAAACAUUUCAGAACACUUCAGUUUGAGGAUGACACCUGAACAGAAAAAUCUUUAUGAUUCAUCACAGAUGUAUUUUGAUGAUGCGAAAGGCAAUAUGGAAUAUUAUGUUAGAACCAAUAUUUACACAGAAGCCAGCAAACAACUUAAAACAUCAGGAAUAGCUAUACUUAGUGGUCAUCCAGGAGAUGGAAAAACUGUAAUGGCGAACUGUCUGUUAAUGGACAUGGCUCAUGAAAGUAAACUCUUACGGUUAACUAGCCCGGAUGAUUGGAGAUUAGUAGAUUUAGGUGUUUACACUGCUGUGUUGAUUGACGAUAUAUUUGGAAAUGCUGUUCUAGACGAAAAUCUGUUAAAAAAGUGGGAAGUUUUCCUUAUUGACAUACGUAAUGCAGCCAAUCAAAGAAAGUUGUCAUUUGUGAUAACUACUCGCCAUUAUAUAAUGCAAGAAGCAAAUGAAAAACUGCAGAAUCGAGCUGAUAUGUUCAAUGGGAAAAAUGUCACCAUUCUAUUUUCUUCCAGAUUAACCCCAGAGGAGAAGUAUUAAAUUCUGAAAGCACAUCUUAUGAAAAACAAAAGGAAAAUUGAAACGAAUUCAUACAUGCAUGAAUCCAUUGAAACACGGUGGGAAAGGG
Messenger RNA from Ruditapes philippinarum (Manila clam), 2438 nucleotides. RefSeq lists its product as uncharacterized. The coding region runs from base 1040 to 2350 and encodes 436 amino acids. The transcript has 6 exons. The record is from RefSeq and is a predicted model, not a curated record. Lineage: Eukaryota; Metazoa; Mollusca; Bivalvia; Venerida; Veneridae.